AUGGCAGGUCAGCAUCGACAAACACGUUCAAAUUCUUCAACACACUCUGUGUCUUCGUCCAACGUUGUGGGUGUUCACUACAAGGUUGGGAGAAAAAUAGGCGAAGGCAGUUUUGGUAUCAUUUACGAAGGUAUCAACCUCAUGAACAACCAGCAAGUCGCUAUCAAAUUUGAGUCCAGGAAAAGCGAUGCCCCACAGCUACGAGAGGAAUUCAGAGCAUACAAAACCUUGGCUGGCAUCAGUGGUAUUCCUACUGCGUAUUACUUUGGCCAGGAGGGCCUACACAGUAUACUAGUGAUUGAUAUCUUAGGCCCUAGUUUAGAAGACUUGUUCGACAUGUGCUCUCGCAAAUUUAGCAUAAAAACAGUGGCUAUGUUAGCAAAACAAAUGAUUACUCGUGUGCAAUCGAUCCAUGAGCGUAAUCUUAUCUAUCGAGAUAUCAAGCCGGACAAUUUUCUUAUUGGGCGACCCAACACAAAGUAUGCCAACACCAUCUACCUAAUUGACUUUGGCAUGGCAAAACUAUAUCGUGAUCCAAAGACAAAGCAGCAUAUCCCAUACAGAGAAAAGAAGAGUUUAUCUGGUACAGCUCGUUAUAUGAGCGUCAAUACACAUCUAGGCAGAGAACAGUCUAGACGUGAUGAUCUCGAGUCGCUAGGCCAUGUGUUCAUGUACUUUCUACGAGGUGCGCUUCCUUGGCAAGGAUUGAAAGCUGCUACCAACAAGCAGAAAUACGAACGAAUUGGUGAAAAGAAACAAACAACAAGCGUUAAGGAUCUAUGCGAAGGAUUUCCAGAGGAAUUUGGUCUCUAUUUACAAUAUGCACGACGACUUGAUUUUGAGGAAAAUCCCAACUAUGAGUACAUGAAAAACCUAUUCGACAAGGUUUUGAAUACACUAGGGGAAGAAGAUGAUGGUGUCUAUGAUUGGAUGUUGUUGAACGACGGUAAAGGAUGGGAGUCUCGCUCCAACCUGUAUCGUAGUGCCCACAGACACAGCGCCGUUGUUGCCCUGAAUAAUGCAGUAUCCAGUGAUCGUCCAGGCAGACAACAGCAACAAAAUCAACAAAAACAGCAACGCCGAUUAUCCAACAAGAGAUAUAGCAACCAACACAACAUGUAUAGAUCCACUCAACCCAUGCUAAGCGAUGCAGGUGUUGUCAGCUAUCGUACUAUGGAUUCUACCCAUCAAUUAUUACUGCAACAACAGCAGCAGAACGAGUUACUGGACGAUCAAAAACGAGGAUUUUUGUCGAAAUGUUUUGGUAGUUUUUGUUCGUGCUUGUAA
Molecule: messenger RNA, 1287 nt
Organism: Mucor velutinosus
Lineage: Eukaryota; Fungi; Mucoromycota; Mucoromycetes; Mucorales; Mucoraceae
Exons: 7
Coding region: 1-1287 (428 amino acids)
Biological process (GO): peptidyl-serine phosphorylation; endocytosis; signal transduction
Cellular component (GO): nucleus; cytoplasm
Molecular function (GO): ATP binding; protein serine/threonine kinase activity
Source: RefSeq, a predicted model, not a curated record